AUGUCAAAAGCAAUGUUGAAUGAUCUUUCUGAAGAUGUAUUAAUGGACAUAUUUUCAAGAUUACCUGUUAAGACACUCCUGCAAUUCAAGUCAGUUUGCAAAUCGUGGUAUGAUAUUAUCAAAGAUCCCAUCUUCAUCACCAAGCAUGUUAACCGAUCUAAUCAUAGCAACAAUGGCUAUGUGGCUGCCACAUGUCGUGAUGACACUUUUCAUGGUUCAUGUAAUGGUGUCUUGUGUCUAAAUGGUUCUAAAAUCGGGGACAUGAAUUUUUUGUUUAAUCCUGUCACUGGUGAAUUCAAAGAACUCCCAAAACCUGAUUAUCCAGUAAACGAACUUGGUGAAGAUAAAAUAGUUGUACAUAUUGGUCUCGGAUUUGGUCACGAUCCAAAAACCAAUGACUACAGAUUGGUAAGAAUUUCUGAUUCUAAGAAGAUGAGAGACUCAUUUUAUUCUGGAGUUGAUGUGCACUCAUUGAGUACAAAUUCUUGGAGAAGAAAGGAUAGACUUGUGCAUGGAACCAUUGUGGAUAAUUCUUUUUCCAAGGGGGACUUAAAUGGUGUGUUACAUUGGAAGGGUGCAAUUGGGAAAAAUAAGGUGAUUCGUGACAUUAUCAUAUCGUUUAAUAUUAGAGAUGAAGUGUGUGGGUACAUAAAGUUGCCGUCUGGAAUUGAUCCUUAA
Messenger RNA from Quercus robur (English oak), 678 nucleotides. Its product is annotated as F-box/LRR-repeat/kelch-repeat protein At2g27520-like. Bases 1 to 678 code for a protein of 225 amino acids. Lineage: Eukaryota; Viridiplantae; Streptophyta; Magnoliopsida; Fagales; Fagaceae. Gene Ontology annotation, molecular function: protein binding. The record is from RefSeq and is a predicted model, not a curated record. The transcript has 2 exons.